ACGUGCAAGGUCAUCAGAUAGACAGAAUGACCUUGAAGACACGCCCACUUUUUUUAUCGCUGUAGCGAAAAUAAUUAGUUCUUAUAACAGUUCUUGAUCAGAAAAUAAAAUAUGAUGAAAAUGUUGGCAAGUCUCACAUCUAGAGCAACUUACACAUGUAUAUGCCGGGGGCUUUGGAAGCAGUCGGCUGGCAUUACUCCAUCUAUAGGUGUCUUGGGGAAUCAUAAAUCCAUCCACACAAAGCCUGCCUGUUGCAUCAUGGAUAAAGAUGUCAGAGGGAAGGACAAAGUUUUGGAAGAGGCUGGAAGGAGGAAGAGCUACCAACCUAUGGAUGAUCCAUUAAAUACAGAAAAUGACGCUGUGAUAGAGGGCUUAAAUAGUGGUGGAAUAUUGACCCCUUCCAAGCACACUCCAAAUAUGGUAAUCAGUGGCACAAAAUAUUCAGAAUUACAUUUCGUGAGCAUUAAGUCGACACCAAACAAUACUAUCCUCUCGCUACAGGAACAUAAAGGAACUGGUAUUGCCUACAAUUCAUGUGGUAUAGAGGGUUUCAAGAACAGUAGAAAAGGAACCAACAUUGCUGCCCAAGCUGCUGCUAUUACCCUAGGCAAGAAGGCCCUUGAAAAGGGAGUAAGAGAUGUGAAGAUCAUAGUGAAAGGACUUGGACCAGGAAGAUUGCCUGCUAUAAAGGGCCUGCAGAUGGCAGGACUGAAUGUAGUGUCCAUAACAGACAAUACACCAAUAAGAAUGGGAGGGGGAAAAUCCAGGAAAGUACAGAGAAAGUAGACAAUGAAUUUCAAAAUAUGGCUACUAUACACAGAAGCAUGUAUUUGACAUUUAAGGGGGUAUCUGAUCACCCAAAUAGUGAAGUCUAUACAAACAAGGCUAAAGAUUAAAUUUAAUAACACUAGCCUUAGUUUUACGCGUCAUACUUUAAACUAUUGAUAUUUGGCACUGGAGCAUAAAAAAUAAAUCAACAACUCGCUGUAUUACUAAAUUGAUGUUUGUUUAUUUGACUAUAUUAAUGAACUAAUAUAUAAUACAAUUUGGUCAUCCAAAUAUUAUGUUCUGAAAAAUAAACUGUUGGCCUUUUUUAUAAUGGAAUGAGAGGAAAAAAUAGUUUAAAAUUGUGACAUUUUUUGAAACUAAAAUCUCAAGUUGUCUUUAUCCCUUCUUAACCCUAUAUAAUUCCAUAUAUAUAACAGUUAAAUGAAUUUGAAUGCAAUACAAUUUUACAAUACAUUUUGCUACAGUAAAACCUGUCUUUGUGAA
Molecule: messenger RNA, 1272 nt
Organism: Owenia fusiformis
Lineage: Eukaryota; Metazoa; Annelida; Polychaeta; Sabellida; Oweniidae
Source: the annotation of a GenBank genome assembly